CAGGGGGCGGAACCGGAGCGUCACUGGUCCGAAGGCGGAGGGAGCGGCCGCUGCAGGGAGGGAGCGGCCCUUGGCUCUGCCUGCGCUUCCUUCUUCUCUCAGAGGCCGCCAUUGCCGCCAUGGGGGGCUCCCGCGACGACGAGUACGACUAUCUCUUCAAAGUGGUUCUCAUUGGCGACUCCGGAGUUGGGAAAAGCAAUCUCCUCUCUCGCUUCACGCGCAAUGAAUUCAACCUGGAGAGCAAAAGCACCAUCGGGGUAGAGUUUGCCACACGGAGCAUUCAAGUUGACGGCAAGACCAUCAAAGCUCAGAUCUGGGACACGGCUGGACAGGAACGAUAUCGAGCCAUCACAUCUGCCUAUUACCGUGGUGCUGUGGGGGCCCUACUGGUGUAUGACAUUGCCAAGCAUCUCACCUAUGAAAACGUGGAACGGUGGCUGAAGGAGCUGAGGGACCAUGCGGACAGCAAUAUUGUUAUAAUGUUGGUGGGCAAUAAAAGUGACCUGCGCCAUCUGCGAGCAGUUCCAACAGACGAGGCCCGGGCCUUUGCAGAAAAGAACGGCCUGUCGUUUAUCGAAACCUCUGCUUUGGACUCGACCAACGUGGAAGCUGCUUUCCAAACCAUUCUGACUGAGAUUUAUCGCAUCGUGUCCCAGAAACAGAUGUCAGACAGACGCGAGAACGACAUGUCUCCAAGCAACAACGUGGUCCCGAUCCACGUUCCUCCCACCACGGAAAACAAACCAAAGAUGCAGUGUUGUCAAAAUAUAUAACAAAAGUUCAACUCCUGGAAAGCUGUGUAUAUUUCCCCAGAUCUGAAUGGAAGCGGAGCUCGAGCUGACAUUACUUUUCUCUCUCUUUUAUCUCCACUCUCUCUCCCUUUUUGCUUCAGUUACACAUUGUCUUUAUUUUAUUCUCCUCUCUCCAUUUCCUCAUUUCGUCACCGUUUCUUCUCGUCUUCCACCUCAGUUCUGUGACUCAUCUCUUUUUACACGAGGCUGCAGCAUUAUCGGAAUGCGAGUGUCCUGCAAGGCAAACAUUGCUAACCAUCACAGUGGGUCUUCUGCCUGGCUCACCACCAUUCAGACCCUCCUGUCAACCCAACACAUCUUUGAUAACUCGUCCCUUGGCCUGUCGCAUCCCGGUGCCCUGCAGACUACAGCUCCCAUCAUCCCUUUCAGCCCCACCACUGGCCAGAGAUGAUGGGAGGUGUAGGAAAAACGGGCCAGGAGAAUGCCAGGUUGAGAAAGCCAUGAUUGCAUUCCAUGGACAGUUGUUGGCCUGGUCUGGGCCCUUGUUUCCAGUUGUAGAUUGUUUGUUGGACUGCCUUUGUUUCGGACCAGUGCUGUGAUUCUGUUGGAAGACAAAAGUCGGGGAUAACCUCUGGGAACAGCUGGGCCUAAUGGAUUAGCAUCAUGAGCAGAGCCCCUUGUCCCUCCCCUGGCCACCUGGCCUGUGGCCUCGCUUUUGGAAUUGGCUUUGUUAAGGCCGCACACCUGUAGCCUUUCGAUGGGUUUUUAUUCAGUCUGAGCAGAUGGAUGAUGUCUCCCCUUCCAAGCAAGCAGAGGGAUCAAUCAUCUCAGUGGGCGGAUUAAAUUACCACCGUCCACCUGGUGAAGGCCCAACAUCUGUUGCUGGAUGUUGAGUGCCACGUAGUUACCAUCAGAGGGGAGUGCCAUCUCGCUCUUCUUGCUAGUCCCUGUGGCUUGUCGUUGCUGUAUUUAGUGUGGACGCGCGAUCCAGUAUGGGCCCUGGGGGUCAUCUUGCAUGGUGCACAUGUACAGGUUAUAGAGAAGGUUUGGAGAUGGGCGUUAGAGCUCCUAAGAGACCCUUUUGACUUUUUAAUGAGAAUUGUCAGCAAAAGGGGCACUGGUGCAUCCCCCGCCCAAGACUGGCAAAACGGCUGGUUUAGUUUCUCAGGAGGCCCAGUUCCUGGCCUGGAAGCCCUUGAGCCUCUUCAGUUGCAUGCUAAAAAGGCCAGGAGGCCCUCCUCCCCCUGGCUUUCUAGAGUAGAGGACAUUCCCUUCACCUCAUUACGGUUUGCAGCCCACACUGCCUGCUCGUCUGCAGCACUGUUCAAAAGAGGGGUGGGGUGUGCACAUCAAUCAGCACAUACAGAAUUGUGCAGUCUUUGGGAAGCCCAGCUGAAGAGGAAAGAGUCCCUGGUAUAUAGGGAGAAGGAAGGAAGGAAGGAGGGAGGGAAGGAAGGAAGGAAAAAAGGAAGGAAGGAAGGAAGGUUCUCACGUAGGUUCUCACAGAUCUGUUCCGCCUGCUGUGUUGAAGGCUGUCCCCGCUCAGUUCGUCUGCCAGUCUUGCAGUGCUCAUGACGUGUAAGGCACACCGAGGGCAUUGCUGUAGUCCGGUCAUCCUUUCAUUUUCCCUCUCCAGUGUUGUCUCUCUACACACUUUUUUUUUGUUCUUUCUCUUCCCACCUCUUCUUCUUUUUUGUAAAUUGCUUUGUACUGUAUGCACAUUCUGUACCUUGAGUAUUUUUUAAGAUUGAUUUAAAAUUAUUCAUUUUUGGAAUUCUAAUAAAGAAUCACAGGGGAUUGUUGAGAGGUUAUGGAGUGAGCUUCUUUGGAAUUAGACUCUGAUGGGCAUUUGAUAUUUAAAGGGGAAGGACGAGUGCCCUUGAGCUGCGGGAAGAUGAUUGGAAUUAACAUGUGAAUAAAUUAUGUGGAUCAACUUGA
Molecule: messenger RNA, 2690 nt
Organism: Crotalus tigris (Tiger rattlesnake)
Lineage: Eukaryota; Metazoa; Chordata; Lepidosauria; Squamata; Viperidae
Gene: RAB11A
Product: RAB11A, member RAS oncogene family
Exons: 5
Coding region: 120-773 (217 amino acids)
Biological process (GO): exocytosis; neurotransmitter receptor transport, endosome to postsynaptic membrane; melanosome transport
Cellular component (GO): postsynaptic recycling endosome; axon; transport vesicle
Molecular function (GO): GTP binding; GTPase activity
Source: RefSeq, a predicted model, not a curated record